AUGAGGGCCUACUACGUGCUCAUGAGACAUCGCAUCAUGAUCAGCUUCCGCGAAGGGAAGCGCCUGGGCUUCAAAUGCGGCAUGGGCCUCUCCGUGAUCUUUCUGCACGCCCUCGCACACUUCUGCCUCAUGGUUGCCUUUGGCGAGCCAUGCGACGACGACUCUUGCCGGGGGAAGCACCUAGACUCAUCCCUGUCGCAGGAUGUGCUGCAUAACCCAGCCACCCUAGAGAAAGACCGCACCUUCAUCCUGGCAGCCACGAAGCUGGCCGUGCAGUACAUCGUACCAGGCACGCUGAGCCUGGUCUUCCUCUUCUCUAUGGACGACUUCGUUGCCGAGCUGGUGCCCAUGGGGCUAUUCUUCUCUUCCAAGCCCUGCACGCGCUACAAAGAGCUGGAGAAGUACCUGCACGUCAAAGAGGACAUCAUGAGAUCAGCUGUGAAGCAGAUCAUGGGCCGACGUUGGGAGCCCUGCCGCUUCGAGGAAGUCUGUGUUCAGUUGCGUGAGAUCCUCCAGGAGCGCCGUUGCCGGCCGCUGGGUGCUGCAGAUGAAGACGAAGAGCCUGAGGUCCAGGAGGAGCCGGGCUCCUUCCUGACUGGGCUCCGGGAACUGGUCUUUCUGGAGUGGUGGCCCAUUCAGAUGCUGAUUGACCUUCCACUGGUGGAUGAGCACAGCUACAUAUUCAAUGUUUUCAUGUCGGCCCACCUCUUCGCCACAAACGCCAUCCUCAGCUUCAGCACCUUCGUGAUCCUGCGACGGGUCAUGUUCAUGCUUCAGGAGGACGUGGCUGCGGAUGAUGGGCGCUUGGCCCUCACCUUCUCCAACCUCUACCCCAUCGCAUGGUACCUUCUCUUGGGCUCCAUCCUGGCCCUGGCCCUCGUCCGCACCAUGCAGCUGCUGGUCCAGGUCUGCCAGCGAGUGCUCGCAGGGAGGCCCACGCGCGCUGGCGACGCGCCCGCGGAGCCGGCGAGCCUGGAAGCGCCGUAG
Molecule: messenger RNA, 987 nt
Organism: Symbiodinium natans
Lineage: Eukaryota; Dinophyceae; Suessiales; Symbiodiniaceae
Source: the annotation of a GenBank genome assembly